UCCUCCCUCCAGUCUUGCACAGGUGUACCGGCUCCUCCCCUCCAGUCUUGCACAGGUGUACCGGCUCCUCCCCUUCAGUCUUACACAGGUGUACAGGCUCCUCCCCUCCAGUCUUGCACAGGUGUACCGGCUCCUCCCCUUCAGUCUUGCACAGGUGUACCGGCUCCUCCCCUUCAGUCUUGCACAGGUGUACCGGCUCCUCCCCUUCAGUCUUGCACAGGUGUACCGGCUCCUCCCCUUCAGUCUUGCACAGGUGUACCGGCUCCUCCCCUUCAGUCUUGCACAGGUGUACCGGCUCCUCCCCUUCAGUCUUGCACAGGUGUACCGGCUCCUCCCCUUCAGUCUUGCACAGGUGUACCGGCUCCUCCCCUUCAGUCUUGCACAGGUGUACCGGCUCCUCCCCUUCAGUCUUGCACAGGUGUACCGGCUCCUCCCCUUCAGUCUUGCACAGGUGUACCGGCUCCUCCCCUUCAGUCUUGCACAGGUGUACCGGCUCCUCCCCUUCAGUCUUGCACAGGUGUACCGGCUCCUCCCCUUCAGUCUUGCACAGGGUGUACCGGCUCCUCCCCUUCAGUCUUGCACAGGUGUACCGGCUCCUCCCCUUCAGUCUUGCACAGUCUUCUGAUCUUCUCACAAUGUGCA
Molecule: messenger RNA, 642 nt
Organism: Staurois parvus
Lineage: Eukaryota; Metazoa; Chordata; Amphibia; Anura; Ranidae
Source: the annotation of a GenBank genome assembly